AUGAACACUGGAUGGCAACCAGCAGACUCACCGUUGUGGACAAUCUUUGCUUCAGAUGUGUCACCAUUGACCAUUGCCAACAACACGGCGUAUCCACGUCCCAUGAUGGCGCGGCGUCAAAAUUGGCAUUCACUCAAUGGUAUUUGGCAGGUUGAUUUCACAGUGCCCAAUUUGGAUUCUGCUCCGUUUGGUCAAUCACUGGACUAUGAAAUAUUGUUGCCGUUUCCGGUGGAGUCCCCCUUAUCUGGAAUCAGGAAAAACACUCAGCAUGGUUAUAUGUGGUACCGCCGUGAAUUGACUUCAGACGACUGGCUGAGUUGUGAUGCCUCCACUGAAAGAACCUUGUUGCAUUUUGAAGCCAGUGACUGGAAUACCACUGUCUUUGUCAAUGGACAGCUUGUGGGGGAUCCUCAUUUGGGUGGAUAUGAUCCAUUUUCAUUUGACAUCACGGAUUUUCUGCUACCACCGGAGAAACCCACUGAAAUUGUGGUAGGAGUCCAUGAUCCAACGCAACACGGCGUCUUCAACAAUGCAAUCGGGAAACAAGAUUCCACAAAACUCCAGAACCCUUCAGGACUCUCCUACACUUCCACUAGUGGGAUCUGGGCAACAGUAUGGAUGGAAUGCGUUUGCUCUUCUGGAUACAUUCGAGAUUUACAGAUUGACACAUCCGAUACAAACCACAGACGCAUCAAGAUUGAUGUGGAUGCUGUUUUCCCUGGCAAUCAAAAGAAUGGCAACAACUUCUUAGUCAGAGCCAUUCUUUAUUCUUCCACUAAUGAUGGAUCUGAACCAGUGACGUCUGCUACAACACAUGCUGGAAGCUCAAUCAUUACCUUGAAGUCUCCUGAUGGCAUUUCGUUUCGCCGAUGGACUCCCACCAAUCCUUACCUUUACAAUUUACAGGUGGAUUUGUUGGUCACCAAACAAGACAAUGCUGAUACUACAGUGGUUGUGGAUACAGUGACCAGCUAUGUAGGAGUCAGAACCAUCCAUCUGGGACACACAGCAACAAACAAUACCACGCACCCAAGCUUGCUCCUCAACGGACAGCCCAUCUUUCAACUGGCUACAUUGGAUCAAGGCUUUAGUCCUGAUGGCAACUAUGCGUAUGCCACAGAUGAAGCCAUGGCCUUUGAUAUCAAGGCUCACAAGCAGUUGGGAUUCAACACCAUUCGAAAGCACGUUAAGAUGGAAUCGAGGAGGUGGUACUAUCAUUGUGAUCGACUUGGGAUACUGGUGUGGCAAGAUUUGCCCUCUCGAACAACCUUUUUGCAAAGGACAACAGGCUGGAAGUCAUGGUGGAACGAAUCUUCCAGAGCCUUAAGAGCUCGUCGCAACCAUCCUUCCAUUGUACAAUGGAUUGCAUUCAACGAAGGAUGGGGUCAAGAGUAUCCUCCUAGUCCCAACCUUACCAAAACCAUUGUCCAAGCUAUCCAAGAGAUUGACUCUACUCGGCUAGUAACGGAUGCCAGUGGUGGACGGAAUGUGUGUGCCAACGAUACCAACAAUGGUGAUGUCAAUCACUGGGUUGGAGGGUGUGUGGGGCAUGUCACGGAUGCCCAUGUGUAUUGUCCACCCGACCAACUUGUCGACAAGUUGCAAAAGAUUGCCCGACAUCACAAGAACACCAACAUGGCGUAUGUGCUGGGAGAAUUCGGGGGAGUCCUGCUGAAGUCACUCGGACAUGAAUGGGCUCCUGACAGGUCGCAUGGGGGAUCACAGGUGAAGACCCAUGGGGAGCUUGAGGAGCUUUACCACGCCUUCGCUGAAGCGAUUAUAGUCUCCAUUGAUGAGAUGGGUUUAUCGGGUGGGGUUUACACGCAAAUUACUGAUGUAGAAACAGAAUGCAACGGGCUACUGACAUACGACAGGAUUAUGAAGGUGGAUCCUGCUGCCAUUGCUGCAUCCAAUGCAAAGGUCAUUCAACAUUUUCAGGAACACGUGGCGUCGAGGCGGCCCCCUUCUCAAGGCGAGUCCAGUGUCGUUGAAAGCUAG
Seminavis robusta is the source of this 1998-nucleotide messenger RNA. Lineage: Eukaryota; Bacillariophyta; Bacillariophyceae; Naviculales; Naviculaceae. The record is from the annotation of a GenBank genome assembly.